This is a messenger RNA of Diaporthe batatas, 1905 nucleotides long. RefSeq lists its product as uncharacterized. Bases 1 to 1905 code for a protein of 634 amino acids. The record is from RefSeq and is a predicted model, not a curated record. NCBI's taxonomy places the organism in Eukaryota, Fungi, Ascomycota, Sordariomycetes, Diaporthales, Diaporthaceae. The transcript has a single exon.
AUGGACGUCAAAGCAAUGGAGGAACCAGAAGAUGUCACAGCACCACCAAUUGACAGUGAUGAAGAGAAGACUGAUGAGGCGGACUUUGGGGAUCCCGAUCCUCGUUACGAUUCUUCAGAUGACGAGCCAGUGAGAGGUGACAUCGGCAGGUCUGACUUCAAGCCAAAUUCGGCCUCACAAAAGCCCAGUAUAGCUCCUCGAGGCGGAACAACUCUUGAUGCUCGGGACAAUGAUGGCCCCAAGCGCCACUCAGCGCGUCCAGACAGGAAAAGAGCUAAAGAGAUUGCCGAAGACCCGGACGCGGACGAGAAUGGUGUGUCGUCUGCUAAGAAAAGGGCGAAGACUAGCGAUUCAUCUGUUCCAUCGUCUCUCGGCAGCCACAUGGGCGAUGGGUUUCUCGUGGAUGGGAAGGUCAAGCGAGCGAAGCCAGGUUAUGGGAGGAAGGCAGCCAAGGCAGCAAAGACCAGCAUCUCCCGCGAAUCAACGCCAAACCGAAAAUUUGAACGCGUGAAGAGCAUGUCGGAAUCUGUGAGCCCACAGGUGACAAGGACCUUCAAUAUAUUGAGCCCAGGAUCCGAGGCUUCAUCUCCAUUUAGAAAGCCGAGAGCCCUGAAGGCGUCGGCAGCUUCCAAAAAAGGACGGCCCCCAAGCCUUUCCGAUACUGACUCUGAUGAUGUAUUAUCGGACCCGCCUCGACCAGACACGGGGUUGGGAAAGCCACAAAAGUCGAAGCAAAAUCCAAAACAGCAACGGAAGAAGGAUACCAGGCGCUUUCCUGAAAAGGCCGCGAAGCACAAGCCCCAGGAGCUCUCUGCGGACGAGGAAGUAUCACAGCAGCCAGAAUUCAGAAUGCCUGAGGGCUACAAUGAUUUUGCUUCAGCGAUUGACCGGGCAGGCAUUGACAUGCCCCUCUACGAGGACACAGCGACGGACGACAGAAACGCAAACCUGGGCCCAGACCAGGCACCGUGCCCCAUGUGCGAUGAACCAGUCGACAAGGAGUUGCUCGAGGAGUUUUCCAAGGGCCAGCGCAUGAGCAUCGCGCGGCAGGCCAAGUUCUGCCAUCAGCACAAGAGGCGGGCCGCCGAGGAGCUGUGGGAGACCAAGGGAUACCCGAAGAUUGACUGGAAGGGCCUGGAGGCGCGCAUCGCGGAGCACCACUCUCACCUCGAAUCUGUCAUCAACGGCGCCUCGUCGCACUUUGGCAAGCAGCUCGGCGACAAGAUCAAGGCAGGCAAGAACCGCACCCUCUUCACGACGGACGAGUACCCGGUACCGGGGUAUUACGGCCUGAGGGGGAUGAGCAUCAUGACGGAGAGCAUCAUCGACGCCUUCUCGUCGCUUCUGCGCGCGAGGGCGCCCAUCGACAAGCUCAUCUCUGCGCGCGGGUACACGGGCUUCGUGCAGUCCGUGCUGGUGCCGGAGCUCGGCGCGAGGUUGAUCAAGGAGGACAUGGGGCUCGCGACUGACGGCGAGGCGCGAGCAGUGAUGCACGAGAGCAGGGACGUCGGGGUCAAGCUCAACGACGAGAAGGGCGAGCGGCCACGCGUGGUUGCCCAGGCCUACACCCAGGAGCAGGCCGGGUCUGGCAGCGAGAAGAACGGGGACGAUGCCUCGGGAAUCAGUCACAACGGUGUUGGCACGGACAGCGCGAGUGAUGACGAUGAUGAGGUAGACCUCAGGAUCCAGCGAGUCGACGACAGUGAUGCCGAUGAGUCUAGUCUUCCAUCGCUGGGUGGUCACGGGCCCAAGGCCAAUAGGAAGGCAAGGCACGGCGGCGGCGACUCAGACCCGCGCAGGCUGCUCUCGUUGGGCCAGAAGGAGGAGCCCAUAGCGCCGGGGAGGGACGUGGUUGACGACAGCGACUCUGACUUGUCAAGCCUCGUAUCGCUGGAUAAACUCUGA